Salpingoeca rosetta is the source of this 429-nucleotide messenger RNA. RefSeq lists its product as uncharacterized. Bases 1 to 429 code for a protein of 142 amino acids. The record is from RefSeq and is a predicted model, not a curated record. The transcript has 3 exons. NCBI's taxonomy places the organism in Eukaryota, Choanoflagellata, Craspedida, Salpingoecidae.
AUGCAGCGGGAUGUGGUUGGCGAAGCGCCUGGCUCGUCGCGGGAGCUUGCAUAUGGCCGGGUACACUAUGUGCUGAGAAAGCCCAAGGACGGCGCGUCCAAGGGCCUUUGCGUGUGCGUGCACGGCUUCAGCACAGAGGCUGCCAUCUACCUCCCACUUAUGGACGAGAUUGUCAGAUCCGGCUUCUCGACCUUCCGCGUGAUCGGCUCCACCACCAUGCCCAUCCUCGUGGUGUGGGGCAACCGCGACAUUGUCGUCCCCUUCCACAACCUGGAGCGCAUGCGGGCCCUCAUGCCCAGCGCCAAGACGUGCGUCAUCAACGACUCGGGCCAUAGCGACAUCUUCGCCCACGCCGACCACGCAGCCCAGGUCCGCGAGGCCAUUGUCGAGUUUAUCACCUCCGCGCCAACCUCCCCCAGCGUCCACUGA